UUUUACCUGGUGAAAUUUCCUUCAAAUACGUUACAUUAUAAUAUCUUAUAAACAACUGAACUACAACGGCGAGUGAAAGAAUUGUUUCUCGUCAUGACUGCUAAAAUAGAUCAACAUGGACAUUAUUUGCCUUUUUAUGGAUAUUCAAUAAUAUCUAUGUGUGAAAUGACACCAAAGCUGGAGGAACUGUACCACGUGUUGAAGGCAUCGCCCAUUGCUAAGUAUUACGAACCAUUACACUACUCUACUUAUCAUAUGACCGUGUAUAAUAUCUGGCACGAAAAGGAAAAGUUUUAUCCAUACCAAUAUAAAUUGAACGAUGGGAAACAACCAGAUAAGGAACUGGACAAUAUGACUGAACUCAUGAAACCAGCCUUAUUCAAAAUGGACGAAAAGAUAAACGAAUUUUCUAAGUUCGAUUCAAUCCACCUUAAUGGUUUGAAAACCUUAAGAAGACCCCAUCGUUCCAGUUUAAUUAUGACUGUAAAUGUUGCUUCUCAUGAGCAGGAUUCCCACCUGCAAAACUUGAGGUAUUGGUGCAAGGAACAUUUUGACAAGUCUGACUCCGAUCUUAUAUUUCAUAUCACUCUGGGAUACAAUUUCAAGGAAAUUGCAGAAGACAUAGAACCGGAAUGCAAGAAAUUAGAAGAUUGGAUUAAAAGUAAUAUUCCAUCUAUAAUUUUAAGUAGACCGACUCCUAUGUUGUUUACAUCUAUGGAAACUUUUAUACCAUAUUCAAAGAUAUAGCAAGAACAUAGCAAAAUGGAACCAAAAUAAUAAAUUUGUGGUUUUUCCGAUCAUCAACUUAUAAUCAAACUUAUGAAAUGUUAUUUCUUUUCAGCGAAUUUUGUAAAAAAAAAACUGCUACAUUUUAAAAGAAAACAAUCAAGUCAUAGAUUGAAUUUUAUUACAUAAAUGCUUUUUGACUAAACAUAAACUUAAUUUAUCAUUAUCAGGCUAAAGAGUAUAUCGCUGUUCGAAAGUCAUGAAACGAUUGAGAAAGAACAAAAAACGGCAAUGUUGCAUGCACAGAAACAGACUAUAAGAUAACAACUGCCAUUUUCCUGAUUUGGCACUGUAGCAGGACAUUUUAAGAAAAAAGUGGGAGGUUGAAUCUGUAUUUGUGGCUAGCCAGACCUCGCGCUUUUAUGGCUAAUGGCCUAAGUUAUGUAUAAAAAUAAUAAAUAAACGAAAAACAAAUAUGUAACACAUAAACAAACGACAACUACUGAAUUACAGGCUCCUGACUUGGACUUGAGGACUUGGACAGGCACCAACAUACAGAAUGUGGCGGGGUUAUACAUGUGAGCGGGUUCCCAAUCCUUCCUCUAACCUGGGACAGGGGUGUAACAGUACAACAUUAUAUUAUAGGUUUUGCGUAAUAGCUUUUUUUUUAAAUUCAUAUUCGAAUUAAAAGAAUGUUUAACGGUCCGUUCUGUUUCAUACUGCUUUCGGCUUUUCAUCAUAGUUCUAAAAAUAGAUUAUCGAUGAAUAGUUCCGAAUGAAUGUAAACAAAACUAACAAUUAUUCGAGCGAUGGAUCGCUGUUACUUAAAUACUGUCUUAAAUGUUGUUGUUCUAUCUCCUUUUAUUCGUGUAUGCUUUUCCCAAAUAGUCAAACCUAAAUGUUUCUGGUAUAUUGGUGGCGAUGGCAGUGAUAAUAUCGAUCUCAAAUCCGUAUUGACAGACAAUAGUAAUCAAACUUUCAUAACUUAUGACAAAAACAAUUCAACCCGAUAUUACUACAACCCGUGUUACAUGCUCAAUAAUGUGAAUCCAAGGUGCAAUACAAGUGCUUUGUGCAAAGAGGACUUACUGAAUUCUGAAUUCGAAAAUAUCGGAGAUUUUUCUAAUGUAAGACUAGAAAUAUUAAGUAAUGGCGACUACUACAGAAUUGAUUAUAAUAUAUUACAGACAUUAGUGAAAAAAGAUAGUACCAUAACUUUGGAGUGUAUGGAUAAUGAUAAACCGCAAUUUUACUAUAGAAGAUCUGACCUUCAAGACAAAUACUACUUUUCACUGUCAUCAACACGAUUCUGUAGAAGUAGAUUCAGCAUUGGUACUAUAAUGUGUGUUUCUCUUUUAUCCAUUGUACUCGUGUAUCUAGUCGUAGGUUUACUAUACAAGAAAGCUGUAUUAGGAGUGUCUGGCCUACAACUUAUACCUAAUGCCACUUUUUGGGCAGCUCUUCCUGGUUUAAUAAAAGACGGGUACUUGUUCUUUAUAAGCCCAUGUAUUGGUAAUAGAAGAGAAUAUGAUAAUUAUGAACGUAUUUAGAAUAAGAAUGUGCUGUUUGUUUUAAAAUAUAAUAGUUAAUGAAAGCCAUGAACAGUUAAAAUCCAGACUGAGUGUGUUUUACUUCAUUAAAAAAAUUAAGAUCUGGAAUGAUAGCAUAUGACAUAACUUUCCACCAGAUAGACGAAAAGGUUAGAAACUAUAGGUCAUCGUAUUACCUUUAAUAAUUAGCCGGACAUCCACUCUGUCGCAUUCCUAUUUUGGUGGUGCGUAUAUAUCUCUAAACAGUAAACAGCUAUCUUACUUUGUGAUAUAUUGGAACCUCUUCCAACCAAACUGGGAGAAGAAACUUAUGUAACUUCAGUUUUACUUACUUAAUUACAUUAUGACUAAAAUGAUUCGGUAUUUUGGAGUUAAAUGUUAGAUUAAAUAAUUAAUUUACAGCCCUUUUAGCGUAUUUCAUCCAUCAACUAUAUGUUCAGUUACAUUAGAAAUAAUUUACCAUUAUUGUAAUUGACUUAAUUUUGACUAAAAAAAAAAUACAUUUGUUUAUAUACUAAUAGAUUUCAUGUUUUUUCCAGCUGCUACUCUGUUUCAAAAACUUUUUAAAAUUUGGACAUGCAUUUGUCAAUCAUGUUCGUUUGAAUAUAAAUAUCUUUGUAUGAUUCGUUGUUCAGUUCAUGUGUAUGUAUUUAUUUAUGUAUUGAUUUUUUGUGCAUACUGAAUUUUUUUUUAUAUUACUUUGUCAUGUUUAUUAUAUUUGA
Messenger RNA from Mytilus trossulus (common blue mussel), 2998 nucleotides. RefSeq names its product cln5-like protein 1. The record is from RefSeq and is a predicted model, not a curated record. NCBI's taxonomy places the organism in Eukaryota, Metazoa, Mollusca, Bivalvia, Mytilida, Mytilidae. The coding region runs from base 1536 to 2276 and encodes 246 amino acids. The transcript has 3 exons.